AUUCCCCUAAAACCAAAUCCUGAUAACUUAUAUAGCCUGACAGUUAGAAAAGCUAAUUACCCAAAAGUUACACAUUUUACACACCUCAAGAUUUCCGCAACAAAAGCUCAGUUUUUAAUCCGUUCCGAUCCUGAAAUUUCACCUCUUCUGGCAGUAACAGGAGCACGUUUCUCCUAAGACCAAAUCCUGAUACCUUACCUUUUCUUACAUUAAAAGGAGCUCAUUUUUGUAAAAUUCUCCUCCUUCGACGCCGCCUCAGGACCAGACGUGGUGUCCCCUCUUCGUCGCCGUGGUCAGUCUUCGCCGGGGGGCAGUUGGAGCAACUCACUGGCCGGCUCAUGUCUGACAGGUAGCAUAAAGCGUCUGUCCCUGUCCAUAUGAUCGGACGCGAUAGCCAGCGAAGAACGCAGGGCGAUCAGUGACAUAGUGAGGAGCACCCUCGGGAGGUUUGAUACUCCGAGGUCGCGGAGGGCCCACGCGCCCCGAUCACGAUGCCUUUGGCCGUAAAAUACGGCUUCUGGCACCGCUCCAAGAGCACGUCGCGAAGCACCAUGUACUUCUCGCCCUUUGCCUCCUCCACACGGCUUAGCGCGUCGCCAGAUUCAGAUGCCACUGCAAGAUCUAGUACAUGUACCUCAUCUUGAUUAGUGGCGACUAUGUCCGGUCGCAGCGUUUGCCCAUCGUCGGUCCUUAGGGGGAGCUCGACUCUAACUGUGUACCCGGAAGCACGGAGACCGGCGGCAAGGACCUCGACUCAAUCGCUGUGGUGCUUUAUAAUCUUUUCUUUACUCGACGGGCAUGUGGACAGCACAUGGGAGAGAGAUUCGUUGCUAGCCCCACAUCUCCUACAUUCGGCUGGCAAACUAUUGUCUGCUCUCCUCAUGGCCUCCCUCGUUCCCAUCGAGUUGGUCCUUAGGCGGAUGGCCUGGACAAACGGGACUCCUGACGGAUCAGAUGAUCGUCAGAAAGCUACCGGUUGCCCACCAUUUACAAAAAGUUUGUUUACACCAAUAGAUCUUAUUUACCACACAGUAGAAAGUACGAACAGGAGCGUAGCCUAUCGUGGAGACAUAGGAGUCACCUUAUCCGGAGGAAAGAGGAAUUCUUUUCGCCCAUUCCAGACACCUUACAUUUUCUGGCAGUAAUAGACCAUUUCUAAUUUUUUAAAUUUCUAGCAUUGCGGGCAUUUUAUAAUGUACAAUUUUACUAUUGUUGGACGUGUUUUCUAAUAAAUAAAUAAAACGGCAUUCAAAAUUAAUUACACGCACUUUUAGUAUCGGGUUUUCUUAAGCGUCCGUUAAAUGUUCAACGGUUCUUUAUUAAAAAGAAAACAGGAUUGAAAGUCGAGAAAAGCGACCGAUGUUACUUACGGCGGAGAACAAUACCAUUGCUGUAUUCCUUGCUGCGUGGCAUCACCUGCAGAACAUGGCCGGGUUGAAAAGUGGCGACUUAACUGAGUCCUACCGCGGCAGAAUGUUCACCUCCUUCGCCGGCGUACGUUAUGCCCAGCCUCCCAUCGGCGAUCUGCGUUUCAGAGACCCGGAACCGAUCAAAUAUUACUCAGCGACGGGGCGUAAGAUCGACUGCCUCGAGGUCGACCAGUCGGACGGCAAGGUCCUCGGUCAGGAGGACUGCCUUUUCCUCAACAUCCACACCCCCGAUCCAUUCACGAAGACCGGGCUGCCGGUCUUAGUUUGGAUACAAGGCCAGGCUUUCGCACAGGGUAACAACAAAGUGAGUGAUUUGUACCCGUACAAGCUUAUGGAUUACAAUAUGGUCGUCGUCACGAUGAGUUAUCGGCUGGGUCCGCUUGGCUUUGCGAGUAUGGAGAAGGCUGACUUUACAGGAAACUACGGACUCAGGGAUCAGGCCAUGGCUAUAGAAUGGAUCAUCAAGAAUAUCCAUUUGUACGGAGGCAAUCCGUAUAACAUUACACUCGCCGGUGAAGGAGCAGGGGCGUCGUACGUCCUUCACCACCUCCACGGCGAAUUUUCCGGCCGGAUCAAGAAGGGGAUCGCGUUCGGCGGGUCCAGGUAUGCGCCGUGGGCCAUCUCCAAGAAGAAGACGGUCGGGAAUCGUACUUUAGAACUAGCCCUCGCCCUCGGCUGUGUCGACUUCAACCCUGACUGCUUGAGAUCAGUGGACGCGGUCCGACUAGUCAAGACGGCCUACAAACUCCAGAAACAAGGCUCACUGUUCGCCCCUCUAGGUAUGAACGUGCUAUUCACGUCAUCCUCGUUGUGGAAUCAAAUAAUGUCCCACUAUAAGACCGUCGUGGACGGAGUCACGGUGAAAUCCUACCCUUGGAGACGAGUCGAGCCAAAGACUAGCUUCUCCCUGCUCAUUGGUUUAACCGAAGACCUAGGGACUGUCAUCAGAUCAUUCUUCAGUCGAAACAAUUGGUCUGAAGAGACGGCUGAGAAAGUUUACAACUCGUUUUAUGACCCUGACAGGAUCAUGGGCAUGAGGCGUGCUUUCUACUAUCGGUCGAUCCGUGCGAAGUUGAUCAAUGUGUACAAAGGAGGAGGAGCGAUGGAAAAGCUUGAGAACAUCACGGCCGACAGUUGGUACUUCAUGCCCGCGAUGGCUGAGGCCAAGUUCCACACGGGGCCUUUCGAGGCUUUCAUGGUCAAGUUCAACAGGUACCUUCCGGAAUUGAACUGCGAGUUCAGGGUAAGGGCGCCGUUUCUGACCUCGUUCGAAGACUGCCCGCCGUUCGACAACGUUUACCAGAGGGUCGAGGACGAGUCAGUCCAACUCGUGGCGGAUUUCAUCCACGGAAGGAAGCUCCAGUUGAAGCAGCACUCCGAAGACAAGAACAUCUUCUCAAUAACGCAAGCCUUGCACACACCAGUCGCAUUCGAGGAGGUCGACGAUGGCAUCGUGAAUAGGAUGAGAAUUUGGAAUAGUCUAUUCCUUUAAUUGACCCAAUUCAAGCGAAAAAUGACAUGAAAAUACAAUUUCAAUGGCAGCAACAGGAGCAUAGUUUGUUCCAAACCAUAAUCUUAUCUUAAUACUUUUUAUUAUCCAGAAUAGCAGGAGAUCGUUUAUCAUACAAAUAAUCAACCUGGGAAGAAACCUUACUUGUACCACCCCAAUAGUCUAGGAACAACAGUAGCACCACCUGAAUCCAUCGAAAUCAUGACAUUCUCGUUAAAUAAGAGCAUUGCUCUCAUAAACGUGAUACUAUUACUGUUCGGGCAUGUCGCACUUAAGAAAAACGCCCGAUUUUUUGAUGCGCAAUAUACCCCGCGUAUUGCAACCGAUUUACCAAUCACAACCCUCGUCCCUACCCUUUUCCCAAAAUUUCAUCCCUCCAUGUCUUGUUCCUUUAUCACUCACACAUUACUCUUGGUACGCCCUGAGCAGCACGAUCCUCUUCCGGAUUUUCUUGUACAGCACCUAUAUCUUUUAUAAACUGUGGUUUAGUACUGUCGUCCGAGCUGUUAAAUGCGUCAAGGUCUUUUUCUUUUACUCUUUUGGGACGUCCCAGCUCUUAAAUUUGUAUGGACGGUCUUUUUCUUAUACUCGUGGUAUAUCCCAGGAUAAAAUAAUUAAAUCAAUCCAAGGCGCAAAGUAUCAGGAGGUCAGGAGAUCAACGGUAAUUAUCAACCAGAUCCCAAAUGAAUUUCAAAAACUAAUCUCCAGGAUCAAAUGCACAGCUUAAUCACAAGCCUAAGCCUCAGCCGCAGGAGGCCGAUUCGAAUCCUGAUAAAAGUUGCAAUAGUGCAAGUGUUCAUAUGGAAUACUUGCAGUAUCCUGAUUCAUCUGUAGUCCCCAGAGGAGCAUAAAAGUAACAGGAGUUUGUUUCAAACAAAUCCUAAUCCUGAUACUAUUAUUUAUCUACUAGCUACAAGAAGUCUUGUUAGAAGGAAGAAAAUGCUUUCUAAUCAACAGGAAUGGGCAGGGAUUCAACCUGCCAGUGAGUAACGGGAGAUCAACUGCAUCUGUCUCUCAACGCCUUACUCAACAUGUGCAAUCUUAACCUAUACGAUGUAUUUAAAUUAAUU
Messenger RNA from Cimex lectularius (bed bug), 4010 nucleotides. RefSeq names its product esterase E4-like. The transcript is spliced from 6 exons. The coding region runs from base 1360 to 2922 and encodes 520 amino acids. The record is from RefSeq and is a predicted model, not a curated record. Lineage: Eukaryota; Metazoa; Arthropoda; Insecta; Hemiptera; Cimicidae.